Melanaphis sacchari is the source of this 909-nucleotide messenger RNA. RefSeq lists its product as uncharacterized. Gene Ontology annotation, molecular function: protein dimerization activity. The transcript has a single exon. The record is from RefSeq and is a predicted model, not a curated record. Lineage: Eukaryota; Metazoa; Arthropoda; Insecta; Hemiptera; Aphididae. The coding region runs from base 1 to 909 and encodes 302 amino acids.
AUGGAGGCAAAAUCCAUUUUAGUGCACAUAAAUUUUGAAUUUAUUUUUUGUUUACAUCUCUUUUGUGAUACAUUUAGUCAAAUAAAAAUUGUAUCUGAUUAUUUACAAUUACCCAAUUCAGAUAUAGGAACUAGUUGCUUAAUGGUCGAAUCAUUAAUUGAUUAUCUUAAGGAAUUUCGAACAGUUGAUAGAUUAUUUAAUGUGCUCUUGGAAAAAGUUGUUUUGUUUGCGGAAAAUAAUAACAUUCUAUUGCCUGAAGAAAACAUAAUGUGUAAAAGAACUAAUCGUAAAUUGCCUGUUAGAUUUGCAUCUUAUAUUACAGAACUACCGACAUCUGAAAAUAGUACGGUUAUGUGCAAGAAUGAUGUAAAAAUAAUCAUAUUUAAUCCUGUAAUUGAUAGAAUGAUCAAUGAACUACAACGAAGAUUUUCUGAUAAUAAUCCAAUAUUAUCUGGUAUAAGUUCCUUAAAUCCUCAAAAUAAAUCCUUUUUAGACUUUCAAAAAUUAUUACCUUUUGCUAAGCACUAUGAUGUUGAUAUUGAAAGCUUGGAAUCUGAACUUAAGUUAAUACCCAAACUCAUAAAAAGACAUCAGAUAGAAAAAAAAACUAAAACUAACACUAUACUCGAUUUCAUUCAAUUAUUAGAAUGUUACAAAUUGGCUUUUUCUGAACUAUAUUUACUAUGUACCAUAGCAAUUAUCAUACCUCCUUCCAGUGCCGGAGUGGAGAGAACUUUUUCUAGCCUCCGACAAAUUAAAACUUAUUUAAGAAAUAAUAUGAUUAACUCAAGACUAACAGAUAUAGCAAUUCUUUCAAUUGAAAAAAACAUUUCUAAAAAUCUAGAUAUGGAAAAGGUUGUGGACAAGUUUUCUGCUGCUCAUCACAAUCGAAAAAUAAUGCUUAUUUAA